Vitis vinifera (wine grape) is the source of this 2668-nucleotide messenger RNA. RefSeq lists its product as uncharacterized. The record is from RefSeq and is a predicted model, not a curated record. The transcript has a single exon. Bases 283 to 2376 code for a protein of 697 amino acids. Gene Ontology annotation, biological process: meristem maintenance; meristem development. Lineage: Eukaryota; Viridiplantae; Streptophyta; Magnoliopsida; Vitales; Vitaceae.
GUCCACUUUCUUCUUCACAGAAGAAGGUGGUGCAUGUAAAACUGUCCUUGUCUGCAAGGGAACUCAGCAGCCUAAAUUCAGUGAGAAAAAGAGGGGGAAAGGAAGAGAAAAACCCAAGAAGUAAAGGGGUUAUGCACUUUUGGAUGUCAUUAAAGUGUACAGUUUCAAACUUUCAUCUGUCCCAUGAGCUUUCCAUGCCCUGUGAUUCCCUUCAAUUGAUUGCAAAGACGAUAAGAGGAACCACAGAAACCUUCUUCUUCUUCUUCUUCACUGACUGCAACAAUGGCUGAAUCUCCAGACGCCAUCCUGGAAGAGAGGAGGGAGUUGAUGGUGUCUCCAACUGGGGGCAACCCAACUCGCAGAAUCGCCCAUUUUCUCAAACCCUCAACCACUUCCAUCAAUGGCCUCCCUUCACGUCCUAUUUCUUCUCGAAUUCCAGGUGGGGAGUCCCAGAAGUGGCCGCUGAAGGUCUCCUUUCACGGGUGGAAAUACCAGAACAGCAAUUGGAAACUGUGGGUCGAGGCAUUGCAUUCUGCCCACCAUUCAACAUGGAAGAAGGCUGGGAUUUAUGAGGGAAUCAUGGGUUCCGUGUACGAGAUUCGAAGAGUCGACGAUUUGGUUUAUGGGGUUACGGCGAAAUGGUGCCCAGAGACCAACACCUUCGUGUUUCCUUGGGGUGAAGCCACUGUCACGCUUGAAGAUGUGAUGAUCUUGGGGGGUUUCCCCGUUCUUGGAGAGUCUGUUUCAGCCCCUCUUGAAGACAAGGAAAUGCUGGAAACCGAAGAGAAACUCAUCGCAGAGAGACUGCAAGUCACUAGAACCAAAGCCCAAAAGGCCUGUCAGAGUGGUUGGAUGAAUCGGUGGAUGGGCACAGGGAACCAAAUUGAACACGAAGCUUUCCUCUCCAUGUGGGUUUCAAGGUUUGUUCUUCCUACAAAGUCAAAUUCCACCAUUGAAAAGCAUGUAUUUUCCAUAGCGAUUAGACUAGCUAGAGGGAUCCCAGUUGCCCUUGGGCCUGCUGUCUUAGUAAGCAUUUACCGGGAUUUGAGCUUGUUGAAACAGACUACUGUGGCUCUAACCAAAAUGGGAAACAAUGAGAAGAAAGACAAUGUCUUUGCCCUGUCACUUCUGGCCCCUCUUCGGUUUGUCCAGGUUUGGGUAUGGGAGAGGUUUCCGGCUUUGAGACCACAGCCAAAACCAAAGGAAUUGGGGGAACCCAGGCUUGCUCGAUGGCACAAAAUGAAGGGUCGUAGAGUUGAGAAUGUUGGGCUGGCCCUGGACUUGGCGGGGGAUAGUUUUGAGUGGAGACCUUAUGCCAGAGCAGUGGGUAACUGGGAUUUUCCUAAGUUUUAUGGAGAAAGGGAAGAGUGGGUGCUGGUGGGCUCUGGCCUGGACCAAGAGUUGCAGGCCUUUGCUCGGUUCUUGAGGGUCUGCAAGCUGGUUGGAGUUGAUGACUCUAUGGAAUGGUACUUCCCACAUCGGGUGGGAAUGCAAUUUGGAAUGGAUCAAGAUCUUCCGGGUUAUGUUCACCCUUGUAAUGGGACUCCUGAAGUUGCUUGGAACAAUUAUAGCAAACCCAUUAAUGGUGUGAAGUUGUACAUUCCAUCCCGGUUCUUUGAGGCAGAUGUUACCACCAGAUACCUGGAGUGGUGGAAUCCAUUACUAAAGAAGGAAGGUGAUGAUGCCCUUGUUCCUCCUGGUUUUCCUGCAAAACAUAAUUGGGUGGAUGCAGGAGAAGGCAAUGAUGCCCUCGAUCAUUCUGGUUUUUGUGCAAAACAUAGUAGGAUGGAUGCAGGAGAUUCUAGUGAUGAAGAUAGAAUGACAGUUGGAGCGAUGUUGAAGUCCAUUAGAAACCUUAAAUGUGUUGGGAAGAAUUCAGCGACUCCAUCAUUGUCAACCUCCAAGACCGGAGGUGUAAGAAAUGAGUCACUGAUAAAUUGUGUAAAUAAUAUUUUUCAAGGUGUAGCUGCAUCAGAAAAAACCAUAGAAAAUGCAAAUGAGAGCAGUGAGAGAACUACAGCUAUGGCAGGAGGAUUGGGAAGAGCCAGAGAAGAUGCCAAUAGGAAUAAUUCAGAGAGUGCGGCUAUGGUGGGAGGGGCAGAGGAAGCGAUGGAAAAAGAAAAUGAGAGUAAUGUGGGGAGUCCAGUUAUGGUGGGAGAAUCAGAAAAGGCCAUGGAAGAUGCAAUCAGGAGUAGUGAAAAGAAUGCGGCAACGAUGAGUGGAUUAGAGAAAGCCAUAGAAGAUGCAAAUAAGAUAAAGGAGAAGAGAGUGAUGAGUGGCAUUGGUACUAUUGAGAUCCCGGGACUGGAUCUUGAAGCUCGAAUAUGCAAGCUUGAGAGGGUGGUUGCUGGGCUUAAAGCUGCAAGAUUUCAUUAGAGCUUGAAGGUCAUUUCACCUAUAGCAACACAGAGCAGUUUCUUGGUCACAUCUGCUUAGUCCAGUACAUAAUUGAUAAGUGUAAUGCUUUGGAAUUGCAUAGGUGUAUUUAAAUUUUAACACUAGUGCUUUUUGCUGGAACUGAUGGACCGAAUGUUUGUAGAUUUUCCUUUUUUCCAAGACUCCUAAUCUUCAUUCAGAUGCACUGUAGCCUUUUGUAUCUGGUUUUUUCCUUAAUCACAAUGGAGUAACUCAAGACUUGAUACGGUGAGUUACCAUUUUUGUUUGGCUA